This is a messenger RNA of Caenorhabditis auriculariae, 11139 nucleotides long. The record is from the annotation of a GenBank genome assembly. NCBI's taxonomy places the organism in Eukaryota, Metazoa, Nematoda, Chromadorea, Rhabditida, Rhabditidae.
AUGACUGAAUAUCGGUUGGUACGGGUCAGCAAUGCCAUCCAAGAUCCGGUGUCCAAAACUUCAGUUGCUCAGGAUCAAGUCGUUCGCGUAACUGGCGAGGAUGGCGACUGGUUUAUUCAUUUUAAUGUAUAAAUGUGUAAUUUAAUGUUAAAGGUUCAAAAUUGAGACACUCGAAGGCGUUUCAGGAAGGAUUCCUCGGGUUUUAGCUUUGCCAAUCACUGAGCCGACCAGGUUUCACUUAAUUUUUCAGAAUAGUAUGAUUAUUGCAUUUCGUUUAUAUGAUAAUAGUUUGUAUCAGUAGCUCAUUUAAGGAGAAUAGUAGAUAUAUCCAGAUGAAAAAAGUGAAACGCUUGAUCGGAAUCGAUAUAACUACGGCUUAAUGUGUUUGCUGAAAUUUCAAGUGGAUCUCGAAAUGUUAAAGUAUUUCAACUUCAGAAGUCCCGGCCAGUCGUUGUACUGCUCAACGGACGCCUACACCUCAGUUCGGGCCGACGAUCUGCCUUUUACUCCAUUCACACUAUUUUGUCGGUGUUCAUUCUAUUUAAUGAAUCGUUUUUUUUCCUUUUCAGUGGCAGCGCCCUCAAAAUAUCACGAAGGCUGGUUAGAAGGAUACAGUUUGAAUGACUACGGUAUGCAGUUGGGCCCGAAGGGAUUGUUACCUGAAGGCUAUAUGGUCAAGGUCGGUUUCUGAAGUUUGGAUUGAAUCACGAGCAUGAACUAUUUUUCUCGGAUGCGUUCUGGCGCCAAUUCAAAAACUAACACGUUUUUGUGAAUCUGCUAGAAAUUAUCUUUAAUAUGAAAAGGCAAGGCAUCACUUUCGCGGAAAUUGAUUCAACAGGAAACCUGAGAAAAAUCUGAAAACUCGACCAUUUCUAAAUUUGGCGCCAAAAACGAAUCUUUAACGCAUUGCAUUUGAACUGACCUUUUCAAGACGAGAAGAGCUUGUUAUGAACUUGUAUCAUCGCAAAAAAAGCUUACCUAGGCCUAAAGCGCUUAAAAGUUUAUCUUACAAUCUUAAAUAACGUAUUUUCAGCUAACUGAGGACGCUCCAGCAGCCGUCGAAGAGGUGAGAAUUCUAUGAAGAAUGAAAGAUUUCAAUUGAUGGAUUCUCAGCACCGAGGAAUGACGUCAUCUUUCACGACGAAUUUCAACGAAGUUCAGAUGCGACAACAGCCGCAAGCCAACAGCUACAGUGUCGCCCCGUACGCAAGAGCGAACUUUGAUUUUCAGUGAGUUUUUGAUUUUUAAUGUAUUUUCUGAGAUGUUAGAGAUUUUUAAUUGAUUUUCUCAGCUUGGUUUCUCUUGAUUCUGUAAAGUCUGAGCAAGUUUGGUUUCAUCGAUUUUCCCAAGCUUUUUUUUAUCUCAGCUUUAAUUGCAAAAAAACUUUUUUUAAUUUCGAAAUAUUUUGAAUUAUUUUUUUCGAACUGUUGAAUGUUGAAAAUUUUUCAGAACUUUCCGAUGAUUUGAUAAGCGAAAUUCAUGAAGUAUCUAUUUUUUGAAAGAAAAACGGGACUCUCUUCUUGAGCGAUUCAGAAAGCGGACUUUAGUUUUUUGUAGUUUUUUCUUGAAAUUUUAAAAACUUACCGUUCGAUUUGAUACAUGCAUUUUUUGCUGAAAAUUCAGAGGCGAAUUCUCAAAUGAGCUGUCAUUUUCUGUCGAUGAAAUGAUUACUCUGCGAAGGCGGGUGGAUGCUGAUUGGCUCGAAGGAUCGAUUGGAGAAAGAAUUGGCAUCUUCCCAUCCAGUUUCGUCCAGGUAAAACGAAUCAGAAGAAAAAAUACAAUGAAAGAGCAGAAAAAAAAUAGGUUAAGAAGAAUGUACGAGAUCGCGUUGUUGAGAAGAAACAUUGAAAGUUGAUUAAGGAAUAAUUUCUUCUAAAAAGUAAAUCAUGAUCGCGUUUUCUUCUAACCACAGUUCUAAUCAAUUUCAAUCAGAUCAUCGUUGAUCUUCCCGAAGACAAUACAUCCAAUUCGGGAACUUUGAAAAACAACCGCAAAAGUACGACCGAUGAAGGAAUCGGGUUGGUUUUUGAAACAUAAUUCUCAUAUUUAUUGAUCCUUUUUAGUCAAAUUUCUCAGUUAAAUAUGUUUUUUUCAGUUUUGCGACGGUUCGACAUCCAUUCACGGGUCGAGAAGAGGAUGAACUUACCGUAGCUGCGGGAGAUACUGUCAGAGUCCUCAGGAUGGUCCGUUCUCAAAAACUGCUUUUUUUACUGUCGUGAUUGGUUGUUUCUGUUCUGAUAAUGGCCUUUGAUUUAUUUUUUUAGAGUGAAAGUUUUUUUAUUUAGCUCAAUAAGUUUUAGCUUCUCCUUGAUUGAUUCAUCAAGAAUUUGACGAUUUUUUUCGAAACUAUCGUUUACAAGGGCAGGGUUCUAAGCGCCUUUUGAGAUCUUGAUUCUUGUACCGAAUGAUUUUAUAUUUAUUAAUCAGAAUCACUCAUGGAAAACCAAUUAUUCAUAGUUUUUUUAAAAUUCAUUUGUUGCUCUAGGGUAUGGCUGCGCCUUUUGAUGGAAAAUAUCCCCUUUCUUUCCUAGCUGAACCUUUUCAAAUCGAAUAAUUUUACUUUAUUUAAAUAGUUGCAUACGUCCCACUCCGGGGUGCGGCCUACUUCAGUACAUUUUAAAAUUGUUUUUUUGUGCGCAUAAGGCUGGGCUGGGAUCAAGCCGAUGUAUGAAUAGUUGUCUGAUUUUUCCAGGAUCUCCCAAUUAAGUUCUACUGAGACGUUUUUCAUUGUAGAAUUUCAAAGAAAAAACAUCGAGAACGGCUCUUCGCGAAAUUUUACACGCAUUUUUCAUAGUCUAGAAAGGAUUUCUGGAAAACACUUAAACAAGUGCAUUGACUCCAGGUAAACGAUGAAUGGGUAAUGUGCCGAGAUCCGGACACGGACCGGAACGGAAUCGUGCCUGUCGGCUUCCUUGAAGUGUACCUCGACGAGGAGGAUGAAGACGUGCUCAAGUCCAGUGCAGCGAAGAUGUCCUUCAGCACCCCGGCCAACACUUCGGUUAGCCUUUCAGGUUGUCUGGAACGUCUGAAUCUUUCUGUUGAAGGUCAGCACUUUGAACAACGACAACUUUAACGCACCGACGACGCUUCCCGACUGGCGAACGUCGACGCGAAUUGGCGACGCUGCGGACUGGAAUUCCUCGCCAGCUGGAGCGACGCCGCAGCAGUGGGCGACGUUCGGCGAGGAUUGGAUCGCGCCGGACGCGACGCCGCGAAGUGCGGCACCAGCGAGACCACCGCCGCCAAAGGUUUGAGCGACUGAUGACGUGAGAAUUAUCGUGAUGACGUCAGCAAUCGUCGGUGCAGUCGCCGAAUGACGUCGUCUCCGUGACAGAGAUGUUCGGUAUGAUGGAGAGACAGGUUCGUUAGGAAAUGUUAAGUGACCUCUCUAGGAAUUUUUUUUUUUUGGCGCUCGCCCUAUUUCGGAAUUUGAUGAAUAUUGAGGCAAUCAAAAAGUUCUUAACAAACGCGAUUUUUCAACAUAAAAUAAAAGCGAAACAGGUCCAAAGUAACUUUUCAGGAGUUUGGACCAGUUUUAAUCAAAAAUUGAAUGAAAAGAGAAGCUAGCGGAAACUUAUUUCUACAACGCUAAAUUAAUUGGAACAGUGUGCAAAGGAAAAUUUUCCAAAUUCAUUUUAACAUGAUCAGAAAGAGAUUUCCUAGGUUUUUAGUUUGAUAAAAAAAAUUAUUAUAAAAGAAUGUUUUCCUCAAAAAAGUCGACGCUUAGGCUCCUCCAAGGCCAAAUGCCCCACUGACCAUGUUCGCCACGAGUAACGAUCUUCAACUGGCUGGACUGGACUCCACUGCGACUCAGGAAGAGAAAAGAGCCAAGGUAGGGAAAUGGAAAGGAAAGAUGAUUUUCUUCAAAGAAAAUGAGGAUUUUAUGAUUUUCUAAUUGAUAAACCUGUAUGAAAUCACAAAUUUUGAGAAUUUUGCCGGGAAAUUUGAGCCUGAACACUCUUCAUUAUACGAAAAGGAACUUUUUUGAAUUUGUUUUCUUGUAUUACAGAUUCUCGAAGAGCUCAUCAACUCGGAACUGCAGUUCAUCACUGAUAUCAAUUGUUAUACUGAAGUGAGUUUCAAUUUAUGAGAACCCAAAAGAGACAUCUUCACAGGUCGUUGAUUCGAGCACGCUACUCAGCGGCAAGCAGAAGAUCAUCAUGAAAAAUGGCUGUGCCCAGAUCGUCCAGCUCUCGGCGACCCUCGUCCAGCUCCUCACCAAUGAGCAGUGUCAGAUAUCAAUUCAUUCCAUUUUAUUUGCCUAAGUUGCGAAAUUCAUUUUUGGUUUGAGAAAAAUACAGCUUAAAUAGACUUUUCAAGAGGAAAAAACCAACAUAUGUUAUGGAAAGGCGAUUUGAGAAUAGUGCCUAGAGAGGAUUUGAAAAAGGUUUUUUAGUGAAACCGACCGACAAACAGGCGAUCGGAAACUGCUUCCUGCAGCUACGGAAACCGUUCGCACAGACCUACGGAUUCUACUUCAGGAACAUCGAGCACAUCAACCAGUUGCUCACCUCUGCUGUAAGCUUCCUGUUUCAGCUAUUUUCCAGAAAAAUUGACGCUUAGCUGAUUAUGAUUAACCAGAAAAAGUGUGAGAAUUCGUUUAUUUAUUUAUUCAUCUCUCUAAAACACCGAAAAACUUGGAAGACUUUCUUCGUAAUAAAUUUUGAAUUGUUUCCAAACUUGCUUUUUUUUAUGAUUUCAACCAUUCAUACCCCAGCUAAAGACCAUUUUGAGAUGAAAUCUUUAAUUGAUUAUGUGAGAUCAUUAUGAAUUCCUUUCAGAAGACUGAAAGGACGAUGGAAGAAGCUCUGAACGACGUCGUCCAGAGGAUGAGACUCGCUGGCGCCGGCGUCAUCGACAGCACGACGGCCGUCGGUCGACCCGUUCAGAGAUGUCUCAAAUAUCCGCUCUUUUUGUCUGAAAUUCUCAAGGUUAGUUCUAUAACGAAAAAAAGAAGGUUCAAAUUCGAUUUCAUUGGUCCUUGCAUAUUUCUAAUCCAUUAGUAGUACCUUGAGCAACUUGAAAAAUAUUCUUUUUAUCUCAAGAAUUUAGGUGAAACGGUUGGGUCCUCCGGGGAAUUUUUUGAAUAUAUAGGAAUCAAUCAUAAUAUUUCAUUCACAAGAAAGAACAAAAUAAGAUAAGACUUCAGAAAAAGGCUAGUCGAUCGCACUAACUUCAUAAUCGGAAAUUUAAAAAAGAAAUUCUAAAUAUCUCGAAGAAGUAAUUUGCUACUGUAGUGAUGUGAACUAGACGAUGAUUUCAGCACACCCCGGUUAAUCACUACGAUCAUCCGAAACUGAUGGAAGCCGUCAAGCAAAUGUCCAACUUGGGCCAGAAAAUGAACGAAAGCAAGCGAAGGAAGGAAUUGAGUAAUGAAAAAUAAUGAUUGAGAAAACUUAUUUGGACUUUUUUCAGCUCGAAAAUACACUGAAGAGGAAGGACCACAGUCGUUCGGAGAUAUGCUUUCCAAAUUAACGAUCCAUUCUUUGGUGAAGAAAUCGAAUCGGUUCACCUACAGAAUGGGUUCUUCACUGGGAGUUGUAAAAUUGGUAGGUUCAGUGGGAGAAAAGAAAACUAUUUCGGCGAAAAAACUACAGAAGUAUGCGAUUCUGAAAAAUUGCAGAGAAAAUAAUGUUUUUGAUUUUUGCAUCAUCGAAGGGUGCUGUUGGAAAAUUUUUCGACGGAAAUCUUCAGGAAAUACUUAGACAGUGUAGUAAGACUUUCUGUAAUAUUGUUAUGAAUAAAUUUCCUCACCCUCAACUUUUCUAUUUUACGACUUUUUGCAAGCUUUCUUCAAGUUCAGGGAGGUCUAGCAGAUUGAGUAGUCUAAAGCGGGUUUUUUCAAAUUUUAUCCCUUUUUUUUAAUGUACAAGCUUGAGCAAAGUGUAAAAAACCUCAAAACGAAGAAUCUAGAGCUCUAUUUUGAGCUCCUGAAAGGUCCUUCUGAAAUUUGACCAUGAAGUGGCUACUUCAGAGUCAUAUAGGUUAAACUUCAGAUUUAUUCGGUAGAGCAAAUUUGGAAAGAAGUCCACAUAUUUCAUUGAUUAUUAGAGUUCAAAUCUUGCAUAGAAGAGCACGCGGGAUGAUAAAUUUCAGCCCCAAAAAUUGAGAGAAAAGAAGUGAAAAGGUAACUUCAGACCCGAGAUUCUGAGUUCGACCGACUCGUUUGUGAGCUGGACACGGCCGAGCGACGAUUGGUCAGGUUCAACUACAUGUUGGUGAUUUAUCGGAAGAAAAUGUUCCACGAAACGCGUGUCAUCCUCUACAAAAGAAUCAUCGAGCCAAGUUGAUUUUCUCUGUUUCUUUUCAGCUUUCCUCUUCUUUCCAGGAAAAAAGCAAGUCUCGGCUAGUGAUGCAGAUCAUCAACUGUACGUUUUCAACGACGCCAUCAAAGAUUUCGCCGCGACUAUCAAUGCCAAGUGAUUAUCUAUAUGAACCAUUAACAUUUUUACGACUCUAAAAAGUUUGAAAUUGAAAAAAAACUGUUCAUCAGUUUUGUAAAUUCAAAUCUUCUUUUUCAUACGGCUUGAGCGGCGUCGGCGCCCCAAGUCGAUUAGCCGAGGUCCUAUCCUGAUAUCAGGGAUAAUCAGCGGACUGGCUCUAGCGACAUAUCCGUCCUUGUGUGUGACGGCUGGGUAUUUCAUUUCUCAAACCCCUUUGUUGGGUCGAGGUGGGGAUCGAACUUGUGACCCUGUAGCCCGUAGACUGACACACAACCUGUGCUACGGCGCGCCUAAAAUUGGAGAUUCAUAUGAGAAAUCAAAAAGAAAAAAAAAUUUCUUUGGUUCAGAGUUCGAGACGACGUUGUUCAAGCUCUGCGAAGUUUGCCGAAGAAGCUGAUCAAGAAAAGAAACGACAAGUUGAUGGAUUACGAGGCGGCCAAGUCCAAAGACAAAAAUAGUCAAAUGGUUCGUGGGAGUAAAAUGAGAUAAUUUGGAAAACAGUUUAGAACAGCUAUCAAUCUCUCUGAACAUGAUUUUUCUGAUUUUCUCUCCUAAAUGUUCGGUUUUAUGAUUUUGAAGAAAUGGUUCAGAGAGCCGAAGCUCGAGAAAAGUACAAUGACUACGAGGCGUUGAACACCCAGGUCAAGCAGCAACUUCCCAAGGCGAUCGAUAACUUGAAUAGAGUGAGUUUAGAAAGUUAAAAGUGGAAAUGAACAGAUUCUUAAGAGGUCAUGAAAUAUCACAGUUAGAACAUAUUUAGUGCCUGGAAAAUUUGAGAAGGUCUGUUAUCGUAUUGCAGAAUAAUUGAUAAAGUUUGCAUCAAGUUUUUCAUCCAUAACCUUUACGCCCAUAAAUAGUCAAAUUUAUCAGGUCCUCCAAGAAGCAAUGAAGACGGUCACCUCUGAAGACGAGAAGCUUAUGGCGAAGCUGAGAACGUUGUUCGAGGAACAGAAGGCGUUGGCGGCGGCGGACCCGAACGCCCACAGUCGCAAGGUGAUCCUCGCCGACUCGGUCUGCUUCGUCAACUACUACGAUCACGAUCGCCUCAAGCCGCUCGGCAAAAUCGCGAACAAGGCGUCGCAUUCUCUGAGAAUGAGAGCGAGGUCGGCGUCGCCUGAACGGAGUCGCAAGGAGAAGAAGAAUGGCAGCGGUUCGGAACCCUCGUCGAGAAAUCAGAGAGUGAUGAUUUGCAGAGAAAAGGGCCAGCGAGAAGCCGAAGAAAAAAGUGACGGUGGACUUGAACGCGACGCUCCAGGAGCAGUGGAGCAAAGGCGCCGUCGUUCCGGAAUGUUGGUCUUCAUCACUAUUUAUAUCGAUAAUCAGUAGUUUUUAUCAAUUUUCUGCUUUCAAAUGCAUAAGCAAAGUCAGAAAGAUCACUUGAAGAUUUCCUCAGAGUUGAUUUCUAGAAAAAUUUAAUUUGUCUUCAAAAAGCUUUUCCUUCAGCUACUGUUUUCGAUUCCAAGAAAGAAAUCAAGCCUAUACAGUAGCUUUUCGACAAUAUUUAACCCUUGCAGCGUUCCACCCACCCACUACCAGUGCUUCUGUAGAAACUCCAACCAAGUUCCGAGCUCAAACGGCCGAGGAACGAGUCACGAUUCUGGAGAAGGCCAAAUCGAAGUGAAUUUCAAAAUAAAUAGACAAAUAUCCUAUAUUCAUUGCUUCAGAGGUCGCCUUAAUGAUAUGUACGUCGUCCUCUCACCGUAUCCCGCCGAUCAGGCCAUGAUGAACUUGGCCGUCACGGCUGGAAAGGUAAAAAUGCGAUUAGUUGCGUUAUUAGUCUUCCUUUAAUUACAUGAUUUUUUAUUCAAAACUGCAUUUUUUGUUGCUGAUGAUGGUAACUGAUUUCUUUUUUCUCAAAAAUCGUACUGAAUCUUAUCGAGCAAAGAGAUGAUUUAUUGCAUUUUUUAAUUUUUGUUUUUCAGUUGCUGAUUGUCCAAAAAGACGAUCUCGUGCUGGCGGUGAACAAGGAAGUCCCAAGCAUGUGGUCAGUGAGCCUGAAGAAAAGCACGACUUAUUCGAAAACUUCUAGGCUUUGCUACAAUGGAUUCUACAACGCCAUUCUGCCGAGCAACGUUCUUCGACCCUACAAACAGCAACAAACGAUCGAACAAGGCGUCGACGUGGCCCGUUUGAUGUCGUCGAACAUGGGCAACUUGAACAAUCUGAACAAUGUGAACACUCGGCCGCACAGUACGCCUCCCAAGUCGCAGAACUUGAUAGGUCUGCUUCCGAAUUGAAAAAUUAAUAUGAAAAAAAUUUAUCAAAUCUUUUUUUAUUCGUUUCAAAUUCUCAUUUUUUUCUGUAAAAAAAGCAGGUUUUUUUCUCCCCGAUAGUACUAUAAAAGAGAAAUGUUCCCUCUUUUUAAAGAAGUAAAAUGUAGUUUAGAAUCCGCAUUCUGACUUUGUUUGCAUUAAAUAUUCACGUUCACUCGGAGUUAACUUCCCAAUUUUAGUGCAUACACACAGGGUGCUGACGGUAAAUUGCAGACUACAAUACUCUUUGAAAAUGGAUAACUCGCUCUUGUCGAAGCACCUUUAUAACAAUAAAACAUUUUUCCAGACCUCGACGACUUGCUCGGCGGCGGACCGCCCAUCUCCUUGGCUCCACUGACCCCGCAACCAGUCGCGCCCUUCCAACUUUCUCCGCUGCCACUCCAACCGACCGCCGCCAACAGCUCCAGCGCUGCUUCAGCUCUUUCUUCCACGGCGUUCGCCAACCCUUGGCCGUCUCCCAACCCUGAAGCGGCCCCUCAGAACUCGAACUCGGCGGCUAACGGUGGAUCUAUCUUCGACGGAGUCAAAUCGAUCGAUUGGGGCAUGCCUUCGGCGAUUCGGACGCCUUCGAUGCCGAAUCUCACGGCCGCGGCCACCCUCGGCCAGAUGCAGCCUGUCGAUUGGGGACAGCCGUCUUUUGCGCCCGCUGAGCCGUCUCUCAAGUUUCCUGUCAUGUUCGACGAAUCUCCUGGUUAGAAUUUCUGAGAAAAUUUUUAGAUUGGGACCUUUGAUCACAAUUGCUCGCCUGAACAAAUCUAAAAUUUCUAUUUUAGUUUUCAGAGAAUUAUUUUGAGACUCUCUGUGAUUCCGUAGCUGCUUUUGAACUAUUGUGCUCAAUUUUAAAUUUAUCGACAUCAUCUCAAGUUUCCAUACAUUUUAGAAUUUCACUUUUGAAUAUCUUAAGAAACAGCUAAAUAUCAACGAAAUUAUUUUUUAGUAUUCAGAAAUUGUUUUCUGAAAACAGUUUUCUCAGGCGACAAGUCUUCUUUCUCUUCAGCGACCCUGCCUACCUAUCAAAACGCGCCAACAAGCUUGAAUCAGAGGUAUGUUGGUGUUUCAAAAAGAAAACGUAAUGUACAGAUUUUCUGAGCUGGAAAAUAAUAAAAUCUUCUAACUUCGUACGAAAACAUACCGUUCAUUUUCAUUUUGAAGCGGAUAAAGAAUGUAGAAUUUGUACUUUUAAAUUUAAUAACUCCUCAGGAGCGACUCACCACAGCCGCUGAUUCCUUCGAGACCGACGCCAAGCGUCAAAUCUUCCCUUCCGAUGACGUCAGGACCACCUCCGUCGCAAGCACCGCCACCGAUGCGGCAGACCUUCAGUAGGGCGAACUUAGUCCAAUCGAUAAAAAGGCGAUUUUUCUCUCAGAUGCCUUACCUCCUAUGGCAUCCUAUGAUGCGGUGCCGGGCAAUGGAAGCAUGCUUUAUGCGAUGCCGCCGAUGUAUGACGUCACACCGAGCUUGAAUACCUCGACUAAUAUGAGCAACAACAGCUUCGGAAAAGGUAAAUUCAUAAAAAAAAAAGCCGCGGCGACAGGUUAAUGAAUAAUGAGCGAAAGUUUUCAGAUCAGACAUCAGAUAAAUUGCCCAUUUCAUUUUCUUGUUAAAAGGAAUGACUCUCUUUGAGAAAAAGGAGAAGCUUUUUAAGAAAAUAUCAUUCAAAUGAAUCUGAGCGGGUGAAAAAGAGUUGAUAUAAUGACAUUAUGAGAGAAAGUUCUUUCGGUUUUGUCCUGUUUUCAUGGGAAAUUAUUGUGAACUCAAAAAAAAAAAUGAAAACACGACAAAAUCUUGAUAAUUUUCUAUAAUUAUGAAUUUCUUGAAAAAAAUGUCGAUCAUUAGAUAUUUUCAUUGAAACCUUCACUUUUUUCAGUUCAUACAUUAUUUUUGCUCGAAGACUUUUAUCAUUAAUUCUCCUUUGCUCUUUCAGAUUCUCGGGUCUAUCCAUCGCUUUAUGAUAUUCCACCGGCUUCCAUGGGCCAAUAUGCCCAGCCGCCACUUUCUCAGUACGACGCUCCGCCUUUGGAACCGACGACACCGGCAAAGGCGCUUCGACCCGUGGUCAAUAGAAUAUUAUUCAUUUUGGAGAAACAUUUUUACUUUUUCAGCUCGGCGAAGUAAGAGUAGACUACGAUUUCGUGCCCCAAGGUACAAAUCAAAUGGCCGUCAAGGAAGGCGAAGUGAGUAAUCUCUAGAGCCAACAGAAAUUUUAAAAACUUUUGAAGUGUCUCGAACUCGUUUUUCGAAACCUUCAAUCUUUUUUUAAACUUUGAAGAAAAACGAUUUGAAAUGGCUGAACAAUCGUCCUCAUUCAGAUCCUGGGCGUUGUUCAACGGACCGACGACGACGGCAACCCAGAAUGGCUCCUUCUUCAGCGUCCCGACGCGAAAUGCGGUUAUGUCCCGUCGGCAUACUGUAGAUCUCUGUGA